Molecule: messenger RNA, 939 nt
Organism: Lepus europaeus (European hare)
Lineage: Eukaryota; Metazoa; Chordata; Mammalia; Lagomorpha; Leporidae
Product: olfactory receptor 6N1
Exons: 1
Coding region: 1-939 (312 amino acids)
Biological process (GO): G protein-coupled receptor signaling pathway
Cellular component (GO): membrane
Molecular function (GO): G protein-coupled receptor activity; olfactory receptor activity
Source: RefSeq, a predicted model, not a curated record
AUGGACACUGGCAACUGGAGCCAGGUAACAGAAUUCAUCAUCCUAGGCUUCCCCCAUCUACAGGGUGUCCAGACUUAUCUCUUUCUCUUGUUACUUCUCAUCUACCUCACUACUAUAAUGGGAAACCUGCUGAUAUUCUUGGUGGUCUGCCUGGAUUCCCGGCUCCAUACACCCAUGUACCACCUUGUCAGCGUUCUUUCUCUCUUAGAGCUUGGCUACACAGCUGCCACCAUCCCCAAGAUGCUGGCAAACCUGCUCAGCGAGAAGAAAACAAUUUCAUUUUCUGGCUGUCUUCUGCAGAUAUAUUUCUUUCACUCCCUUGGAGCUACUGAGUGCUACCUCCUGACAGCCAUGGCUUAUGAUAGGUAUUUAGCCAUUUGCAGGCCCCUCCACUACUCCACCCUAAUGACCUCAACACUGUGUGCCAAAAUUUCUGUUGGCUGUUGGUUGGGAGGUCUGGCUGGGCCAGUGGCUGAAAUUUCCUUGGUCUCUCAACUUCCUUUCUGUGGUCCCAACCACAUUCAACACAUCUUUUGUGAUUUCCCUCCUGUUCUGAGCUUGGCUUGUACUGACACAUCAAUCAAUGUUCUGGUAGAUUUCAUUAUAAAUUCCUGCAAAAUCCUGGCAACCUUCCUGCUAAUCCUCAGCUCCUAUAUGCAAAUCAUCUGUACAGUGCUUAGAAUUCCUUCAGCUGAAGGCAAAAGGAAAGCCUUCUCUACAUGUGCCUCACACCUCACUGUGGUUCUCAUAUUCUAUGGUAGUAUCCUAUUCAUGUACGUGCGGCUGAAGAAGAGCUACUCCCUGGACUAUGAUCGGGCACUAGCAGUGGUCUACUCGGUGCUUACACCCUUCCUCAACCCUUUCAUCUACAGCUUGCGCAACAAGGAGAUCAAAGAGGCCAUGAGGCGGCAGCUAAAGAGAACAGGGGUCCUGGGUUGA